Molecule: messenger RNA, 7277 nt
Organism: Liolophura sinensis
Lineage: Eukaryota; Metazoa; Mollusca; Polyplacophora; Chitonida; Chitonidae
Product: catenin delta-2-like
Exons: 23
Coding region: 652-4488 (1278 amino acids)
Biological process (GO): cell-cell adhesion
Cellular component (GO): plasma membrane; nucleus; adherens junction
Molecular function (GO): protein binding
Source: RefSeq, a predicted model, not a curated record
ACACGUAGUCUAUGUAAGAUACAGAUAGCAGAGUGUAAGCUUUCCAUAAAAUACACACAGGAUAGAUACAUGUAGACGGCUGUUUUUUCAUGUUGAAAAAUUCCAUUGUAGGAAUGUAAUGAUAGGCUAGUGUACUGAAAUGUGUCACAGGUAGUCAGUGAUAUUAAAUAACAGACCAGGAUCUUAUCUAUAAAUAAAGUCUCUGUUUGGACUGGUGGAUACAUACAUAUACUUGUGCAAACACCUAGACAGCUGUCUGUAUGACCAGUGUUUCAUUUGAACAGUCUAAUACAUAAGCUGCAUUGACACACAGUUGAAUGGCCUAGUGUCCGGCAUAUAAGAACAGUGUAUGCUGGCCGGAAACACCAGUCUUUGCAGAGUGGAUUAAGGAUGUACACUUUCUUCUUGUAUGGGGAAGUUUUAGCAUCAAGCUACCAGUUCUACAUUCUAUUUUAUGAGCAUGGCUCAUAAGUCUGGCGGCUGGUCCACUGGGAGUUUUUCCUAUUAGGUUAUUUGUCAUUGUUUGGCUAAGAAAGGCGUGGAAAUUUGCCACUGAGUGGGUGAGAGCAUGCCGGCUGAGAGACGACCCUGUAGAAUUAUAAAAUAUACACCGGGAUUGUCUAGUGUAAACUUGGUAGUGAUACUGCCAGUAUGAAUAGCAUGUCUAGCAAUGAUGACGCCUAUCACUGGCGAAGCCCUGCCCACAAUGAUCUAUCCGACUCCCGAUUGGACGAUGACAGUGACCUUCACGCCCCUAAAAUCGAGAGCUCACUCCUCCUCGAUUCCUGUCUACGAGAGUUAGAAGACAGGGGUACAAUGAAUUUUGAUAACAUGGAGUACAUCCAUGAUGAGAAUUACCACGGGAUGAAUCCAGCUUACAUGUCCAGCAUGAUGAAUGGUGGUAAUCCAGCUUACGACCGUCAUAACGAAGGCUCCCCACACUCCUCCAGGCUGUCUGUGCAGAGUGGUGGCAGUAACCACCAUGGAGACAAUAGGAAUGUUCACAAGCUAAAUAAUAUCAGAGGACGAGGCUCCAUAAGCUCACAGGAUCACCAGAUGGAUAAUUACAUGUCGUACAAUGCUAUCAAUCGUAACUUGGACAGCCCCUCCCCCCACGGAGGCGCUCAGACACCCACAAGAGGACCCCCAACCCCAACAAGGUUCACACACCAUGACAUGGGCCUGGGCUCUCACAGCUACUCAAAUCAUGCUUACUCAUCAAACUAUUACCCUGUGGACCCUCCAAUGGAGCCUCAUGAUAAUCACGGCUCCCCUGUGUCACAUGACAUCUACAACCAUCAUUUAAGUCCUAGAGACCAUGGUUACCCAGGCAGCCGUGGCAGUUACCAGGCGGGGUCAGAUCGGGGGACCCCAACAUUUAGGGAGCAUGGCUACCACGGAGACCCCAGAAACAUGGACCCCGAGCCAAGGUAUGGUGAACCAGCCCCGUACGAUGGAUAUGACGACAAUAUUCCUCGCCAAGAAGCUUUCGGUAACCAGCAUGGUCAUAAUUACAGAGACUCACCAGGCUUAGAGGAUGGUUACCGUAGCAACCAUCCAGAUGGAGGGCCUUAUGGGAGCCACCCAGAUGACCAUUACCCAGGGGAUCACUAUGACGACCAUUAUGGGGGACCCCAUGGGGAUGACUAUUACCCACCUCCCCCACCCCCAAAUGGUCAGUUCCGGGAAGAUGAUCGCUAUGGAGACAUCCACCCUGAUGACCGACGAGAUGGAACCCAGUAUGACGGUCGCUAUGAUGGCCCCCCUGAUGAGCGGUAUGGAGGCCCCCAUGAUGACAGUUAUGGGGGCCCUGCUCCAGAUAGCAGGUUUGAGCCUCACCCUGAUGACAGGUAUCGCGAGCUUCCACCAGACGACCGUUACAGGGACUCCCCAGAACAGCUCCAAGACCCCCAGAGGGAGCCACCAUACGAGGACGGUUACCAAGCACAGCACCUGGAAGACCGGCCAGACUUGUACCCUGUGGAACACUUCCAGGACGGGCCACCAGAGGGCUACCUCGAGCCUCACAUAGAGGAGAGGCUACGCCAGGCCCCCCCAGAGGGUGACGACAGAUACAGGAAUGUGGACAAUGGUUACGGGGAGAAUCGCUAUGAUGGUUUGCCGCCUGUCCAUCAGGACCCGUUUGCUGAUGACCCCUUCAACGAAGGGGGCCCUCAUGACCCAUCCAGGUAUCAUGCACCCCCUGAAGACCCAUAUGCAAGACGAACCCCGUCCCCUGCUGCUGGCAGCGACAGAUACGGUUACGGUGAGGCCCCCAGGUAUGGGCAGGAGGCCCCGACCAUGGAUAACUACGGACCAGACAGACGGGUUGGGCGAGACCCUUACGAUGAUGAGGGCCACAGGCCCCAGGGCUAUGACGAUAUGGACAGACCUCCUUAUGAGGAUGACCCUAGGAUGGGGGGCCCACACAACUUGUCUGCAGAGGAUGAGGAGGGUCAUCGCUGGAGGAACCCUGAUCUUCAGGAGGUCAUUGAGUUGUUGCGUAAUCCUAACGAUGAGAUCAAAGCCAAUGCUGCUGCCUUCUUACAGCAUCUCUGUUACAUGGACAACGAUAUGAAGGCCAAGACAAGGAGUUUGGAUGGAAUACCCCCCUUGGUUGAAAUGCUGGCAAGUGAUUUUCCAGAGGUGCAUAAAAAUGCAUUGGGAGCUCUUAAAAACCUGUCGUAUGGCAAAGAGAACGAUCUUUGUAAGAAGGCAAUCCGUAGCUGUGGGGGAAUCCCGUGUCUGGUGAGACUACUGAGGCGCCCCCUUGAUGAUGAGGUCAAGGACUUGGUGACUGGGGUGCUCUGGAAUAUGUCCUCCUCAGAGGAUCUGAAAAAGCCAAUAAUAGACGAGACAUUAGUGGUGCUUGUGAACUUUGUGAUCAUUCCACCGGCGGGCUGGGACCACAGAUACCCUCCCUCCUCCCAGAAAAUUCCUGUCAAUGUACACUGGACCACGGACCUACGCAAUGCCACAGGAGUGCUCAGGAACGUGAGUUCUCACGGGUUUGAGGCGAGGAAGAAGUUGCGGGAGUGCCAGGGACUGGUGGAUUCAUUAGUGCUAUAUCUGAGGGCGGCCCUGGAGCAGCAUGUCUAUGACAACAAGUGUGUGGAAAACUGUGUGUGUAUCAUGAGAAACCUGUCCUUCCGCUGUCAAGAGGUCAUCGACCCGGACUUUCACAAAAAACGGGCCACGCUACGCCGACAGCCAGUCCCAGAGAAAGGAGAACAGGCAGGCUGUUUUGGAGGAGGAGGGAAGAAAAAGAAGGCCGGAGGGAAGUAUGAUCCCAAGAAGCCUGACAUAAUGAGUCAGGGUGAAACGAUGACCCCGAACGCCCCACGCCCGGGAAUGGAGCAGCUGUGGCACCCGGAGAUUGUGCAGGUGUACAAGGAAUUUAUGGUGGAGUCUAGUAACCCAGUCACUCUGGAGGCACUGGCCGGCGCCACACAGAACAUAGCAGCCUGUGACUGGAUGCCUUCAGUGGAGUUCCGGGCUGCUGUAAGAAAAGCCAAGAUGUUGCCGGUGAUUGUGGACCUGCUGAGGAUGGAAUCUGACAGAGUGGUCUGUGCUGCUGGUAUCGCACUCAGAAAUCUGGCCAUAGAUGAGAAGAACAAAGAGCUUAUCGGAAAGUAUGCUAUGCAGAGGUUGGUUUCCAAAUUGCCAGCCCCAAAUGUGAAAUCUACGUCCCCUGAUGACACGAUAUGUGCCAUAUUGGCCACCCUGCAUGAGGUCAUCAAGGAUCAUGCAGACUUCGCAUUAUUUUUGUUCCGAGAAUCGGGUGUUCCACCGCUGAGGGACAUAGCUCAGUCCAGACAUCGGUACACAGCCAGAACCAUCAAGUUUGCCUCAUCGGUGUUGAGGACAAUGUGGCAGUUCCGUGAGUUACAGUCCGUAUACAAGAGAGAAGGUUACACAGACAGAGAUUUCCUGACAGUCUCCACAAUGGCCAGGCCCGAGUCUGCCACCAGCCCUCCCCCUAGCAACGUGAACACACCGUACAACACACUGAGUCGACCCAUAUCUAACCAGGGCUAUGACGACACCACGCUUAGCUCUCCUUACUCAGUCUCGAAGGCCAAUCACCAUGCUAACCAUGGCCAUAAGAUGGCCACAGGUCGGAUGAUGGGCUACAGCAACCCUGCCCACCUGCACGCUCCUGAUACAGAUCGUUAUGGAAAUAGAGAGAGACAGGAUCACAAGCAACCAGAGCAGCAUAUCCCAAUGCGCGAGAUAGGAUCUGGCUAUGCAGCAGUGGAGGAUCACCCCCCGAGUUAUAACGAUUAUAAACGCUCAAAACCACCAGUAGGGGGUGUCCCACUCUUCCCCAAUUUGGAACCGGGUGCGUCCGUGCCAGAGGAGCCCAGGGAGCCUUUGUAUGCCCAGGUAAACAAAAGUGGGCGUCGCCGACCAGAGGAAGGUGGUGCACCUGCUCACCUGAUGUUAGAGGGAGGAGCAGGUCAGGGUGGUGCCGACUCGUGGGUCUAAGACCUCUUCACACAAACAACUGUUGCUAUGUGUCUGCGAUCAUCAUCUGUUUAGCUCUCAGACAGUAGCUAUCGAAAGUGUUAAAAAGCGCUAACCAAACCGGACCAAAUGCAUAUAUUGUGAGAGUUGAGCCCAGGUGACACUGAAAACUGGAUGCUUACCUCCUCUUCAGCACUCUGAACUGAUCAAAUGACAGUCCAAAGAGGGAAAUAGAUACAUAGUAUGUCACUGCAUACAAGUACAUUGUAUCAGAAUUGUUCUUAUUUUAUUCUCCAUGUGAGCAAAGAACAGUAAUAUCAUUGGAUGUAAAAUAUUGACAGACUUACGGUUCAUCCAAUCACCUGUGUUCUUGUACUUCAUCAAGAGCUUUGUGCUAAGCAGUGGCUUUUAGAACUUUAUGCAGUAAAGUAUCUGUGACUGUGUUAUAUCUGUCAGCUAGGAAGAUGUUUCUGUUGGGAGCAGCAUUGUCUGUCCACGUCUGCGCUGUUUAGGCCUCUGCUGGCAGAUUGACAUUAUGUACACCAGUGUUCAGCUUUUAGUCUAACACCUAUAGAACUAUAUUAUUUUUGUACUUUUUGACAGCUACAUGUAGUACAUAUGAUUUCACAAAGUCACAAAUGUAGAUGAAAUCUAAGUAUGUACAGCUUUAGUGAACAGAACUUUGGGGUAAGUGAGCCUAUUUUGUGCUUUCCUGUUUGUAUUCUGUGUGGACUGUCCAUGAUAUGGUACAUCAGCAUAGUGAAGAUCAUCAUUGAUCACAGGUAAUACAGGUAAACUGGCUGGUACCAGCUUGAUAGCAGUUUUUAACCCAAAGAUGAUUAUUUCUUUAAUACAGACAAUUAUAGGUAUUAUAUUAGUGAUAUGGAAUGAAAACUGGUCUGUAUCACCUGAGAUCGGAAGUUGAUCAGUUUUAGUCUAUUAUUCACAUUUGAUACAGUUAGAUCAGUGUGUGAUUGCAUGAUGCAAUAUGUACAGGUGGUGGCAGAGUAAUCAUCUACCUGUACAUAGACAACAUUACCCCUGUGUUAGGUGUUAUUACAACAUGAUGCAGGUAUGCACAGGCAGUGGCAGAGUAAUCACCUACCUGUACAUAGACAACAUUACCCCUGUGUUAGGUGUUAUUACAACAUGAUGCAGGUAUGCACAGGUGGUGGCAGAGUAAUCACCUACCUGUACAUAGACAACAUUACCCCUGUGUUAGGUGUUAUUACAACAUGAUGCAGGUAUGCACAGGUGGUGGCAGAGUAAUCACCUACCUGUACAUAGACAACAUUACCCCUGUGUUAGGUGUUAUUACAACAUGAUGCAGGUAUUCACAGGUGGUGGCAGAGUAAUCACCUACCUGUACAUAGACAACAUUACCCCUGUUUUAGGUGUUAUUACAACAUGAUGCAGGUAUGCACAGGUGGUGGCAGAGUAAUCAUCUACCUGUACAUAGACAACAUUACCCCUGUGUUAGGUGUUAUUACAACAUGAUGCAGGUAUGCACAGGUGGUGGCAGAGUAAUCAUCUACCUGUACAUAGACAACAUUACCCCUGUUUUAGGUGUUAUUACAACAUGAUGCAGGUAUGUACAUGUGGUGGCAGAGUAAUCAUCUACCUGUACAUAGACAACAUUACCCCUGUGUUAGGUGUUAUUACAACAUGAUGCAGGUAUGCACAGGUGGUGGCAGAGUAAUCAUCUACCUGUACAUAGGCAACAUCACACCUGUGUGAAACAAGUAUGAUGCUGGCUGUGUACUGUUACCAAAUGUCAUCUGUGUUGUCUCAGGUGUGAUACUGAUUGUUGUGUUUUCAUCUGUUAACAUCGUGUGAUACCAGCUACCAUCCUGUCAAUGGCCUGAAACUGGCUCAUACUGCAAGCACAAAUGUGAUCACCCACCUGCCUUCAAGUUCCUACAUUAUUCACAGGUGGUCACAGGCGCCCAGAAAGGACCAGGUGGAAAAGACAUCUAAACACAUGUGAUCUAUGAUCACAACAUCAUCUGAUCAAGUGUAAUCAACAUACCCCUACACGUGCCUAGAGUUCAUACCAUGCAUAGCGGAAUUUGGAUUUGAUUGAAAAUGACCAUUUUUGGAACAGUAGAGGCAUGAUAAAGCUGUACCUACCAGAUGUACUGUCAUAUUGGGAGGGAAGUGUCGUUCAGGCGCUGCAGUCAUUGUUACAUGGACAUUUAUCUACUUUAUAUUCUGGUGACAUUAAAGACUACAUUUUGUGUUUAUCUGCUCAGAUUCUCUGGGCUUCAUAUGCAUAACAUAUUUUUCCCCUGUUUUGUACACUACAUGAUGCUUAUACAUUAUUGUUAUUAUUACAUACCUAUACAUAACUAUAUAAUUACGCAUGUGUCAGUUUGUCACUGUACAUAUCAUAAUGGUUGUGGAACUGUGCACUUGAUGUACAGUUACUUUGAUACUUUAGGUAUAGGCCUAUCAUGCAGGCAAACAUAGGCUUACAUGUAGCUUUUUAAAUAUUUGCCAAUGUUCUAGUGGUCCAUCAUUGAAUCUGGUAAGGAGAACAUUCUGUAUUUCUUCAAGCUCAUAUCAAUUUGUACAUCACUGACAUUAAAACCUUGUUUGUUGAUUUUGUUUUCUUUUUUUUUUUCAUAUACUUACAUAUCCAGUAAGGUUGUACAUUUUGGCUUUGAUCUUUUGUUGCAGUCAUAUCUAACAUUUUAUCAUAAUUAAUUGAGGGCAUGUCUUUAUUUUUAGUAUUUUAUAUUUUCUUUUUCACAUAGAGAGAGUUUAUUCACCAACAGUAAAAGAGCUUCCCAAUAAUUCAGCGUUUUAAA